Messenger RNA from Lodderomyces margitis, 945 nucleotides. RefSeq lists its product as uncharacterized. The coding region runs from base 1 to 945 and encodes 314 amino acids. Gene Ontology annotation, biological process: small GTPase-mediated signal transduction. The transcript has a single exon. Gene Ontology annotation, molecular function: GTP binding; GTPase activity. The record is from RefSeq and is a predicted model, not a curated record. NCBI's taxonomy places the organism in Eukaryota, Fungi, Ascomycota, Pichiomycetes, Serinales, Debaryomycetaceae.
AUGUCUUUUUCAGCCGAUGCAUUACACACUGAUGAGCCGCCUCCAGUCUACAGCGCUUGUGACACAACUCAACUAGAACCACAAGAACAACAAAGCCACAAGGCAUCCUCACAAACACAGUCCACGCCACAAAUUAUCACAAGCGAAGAGAAGGUGCUGCCGCAUUAUCAUAAAGUAAUAGAUACAAGAAAGACAGCUUACACUGCUAGGAUAUUUAUUGCUGGUGAUGUUGGAACUGGAAAGGCAUGUUUGAUGUGGACUUAUAAAAACGAGAAAAUGACCCCACAACGUGAAUGUCCACUUGAAGACAACUACUACAUGAAGAUGAAAGGACCUUUUAGUAUGCCCUUUCUUUUAAAAAUUCUGCAUGCUAGUGUUAGGGGAGACGUGGAAGAACUUUGUCUGAGACAACUGCUUUCCAUUUCCGAAGACAUUGUCUUACUAUGUUUUGCAAUGGAUAACGUUGAGAGCUUGUUAAGUAUUAGAGAUAAAUGGUAUGCCAUGAUGAAAAGGCUGGUUUAUUCAAGGAAAGUCCCCAUUAUACUAGUAGGAACAAAAGGUGAUUUAAAGAGUCACAUGCUGCCAAAUAUUCCACAACAAAUUGCCAGAGAGAUUGGUGCAAUUGCAUACAUUCAAAGUUCAACUAGGGACAUCCUUAGUGUCCAGAAUGUGUUCAAUUUUGCCCUUCAGCAUUUACAUGAACAAUGGAAUAGUGGAUUAAACAAAAUCUACGAAAAAAGCCUUGAGCCAGAGUUAUUCGAGGAGAGGGUUUUAAAGGAAGAGAAUCUGAAAAGUAAGAGUACGAAAUUACGUGGCAUGCUUGCUGCAAACCCAAAUCGGGUCCAGUUUGGUUUUCUGAAACUGAAUGUCGUGGAAACGAAAGCAACGGUUGUAAUUUCCAGUCAAAAUAGUCUAUUUUUAAAUGAAAAAAGGAGCAAAAAGUAA